AUGUCAGAAUUAUAUUUCCUGACAAUUAAGACAUGUCCCUAUAUUUUCUGGCUUCCAUUCGUCUACACAUUUGGAUUACGUGGUGAGAAAUGCGUGACAUCUUUUCAAGGAGCAUUUCUUCAAAGGCAUAGCUACAAAUCUGCUGCCGUGUCGGACAUGUUUACCUGCUAUUACAUGUGCAAAGAUGAGCAACUUUGUCAAAGCUUGAACUUUUACAGGGAGGGAAGUUUGUGCGAGUUGAACAACAGAACGCGUUCUGCGACCUUACCACUGAAUUUUAUUCUGAAACGAAAUGCAUUUUACUUGGACAAUCCGUUUCGAGGUGAGUUGAAAUUUUCGCACAUUCAUAAAUUACUUUUGUAAACUUGGAGCUGAACUGAGAUUUAAUCCUUUCUUGAGUGUAUACCUUACAAGGGAGUUGGACCCUGACUUAAAAAGGAUCGAGGCUCUGCAUUCACCGUGUAAACAAGCAAACAAGCAAACAAACAAAUAAACAACUAAUUACUUCUUAGAUAACGACAUAAAAUGAUAGUAGACAAAUUCUCAUUGGCAAGAAAGCCCUAUUGAAUAUUAUUUAUAUCUUCGUUUUAACAACACCAAAUUAAAUACACGCAAAAGACAACUACUUUCCUGACUUUUGCUGUGGUUAUUUCAUCAGUUUCGACAGGAGCCUAUUACAACAACGUUUUCACAGACCAGUUUAUUUUUAGAUAGAUUUUCCCGCAAUUUUUGAAUAUCAAACCAGCCAUUAAAAACCGGACACUAGAAAAAAGUAUUUCUGAUGUUUUGUCAACAUUUACUUCUUCUUUUUGUAAUUAUCGUACCUUGGAAUGGAUGCGUGCGCGCGCAUGAGGAACGGUGCUUCUAUUUUUGCGGGAAAAGUUCCCAAAAAUGAUACUAAAAAUAACUUGAUCUACGCCGUCGCAUAAGCUAUGUAUGGGAGUUGCCCAGUUUUACUUUUAAUUUAUUUUUUAACGAAAGAGCGACCCAGGGGUACAGAGGUCAGUUUCAACGUCCAAUCGUUCGCACUGCAAAAUACGCCUGCUUUGGAGGCUAGAAUUCACGCGAUAAGCCCAGUCUAUCCUCAAAGAUUCAUUUAUUUGCUUUCGGUGCGAGAGAAGCCGAAAGGAAUCCCAACGCAAGAAGAAUUGACUAAAACAAUGCGAUGGGACGUUUUGGCCUCUGUUUCAUGCUAAAACAGUUGCCACUUGUAUCGAAAGCAGUUACUACCUGAAAUAAUUACCCCCGAACGAAAUAAAAAGAUUCGUUUGCUUAAUUAUGAUUCUGUUUGCUACUGGUAAAAUAUCUCCUUACGGUAAUCAAGUUUGACUGAUGCCACUAUAUUUCUAGCGAAACAAUUUUAUACAGUCAUAGCCAAUUUUUGUUCGAGCUGCUUCACUCUAGCUUUAUACCAAACCGAAGUUGUUCAGAACACUGUAUAUGCCGAUUCCAUGGCAUUCAUCUUGCCUGAUAAUGCAAUUGCUAAAAGUAAACAACAGUUUUUGCUCACGUUAUCUUUAAUUUGCACGCGAAAGGUAAUAUUCAUUAUUCAUUCCUUCUUUCGCUAUUGAAACUAAAACAGUUUGACGCAGUUUUUAUUUAUUGUGUCCAACUGUUUAUAUUUUACGGUUACUUUAUGCACAUGGCGAUGAUGAAAUAUAAUGAAAAUCUUCCUUUGUUGAAGUGUGCCGACAAGCAGCUUUUACCUCGGUAGACCGUUAGCUCUUCGCCCUUUUUCCAAAUGUAUCAAGAGUUCGAUGAACCACAUUAUAUUAAUCAAUCUAUGUUUCAUUUGCUGACCUUAUUUCAGUCGUAAUUUUUGACGAACACGACUAUGAAAUAUUUUCAAUUAACACUUUGUUUAUCCCUUAGCACUUUACAUUAUUAGCAAUUUAUGUCUUUUGACAGCGUUUCUAGGUUCAACAUUUUUGCUUCCCGCUUCGUCGUGUAAAGAAAUUAAGGACGCAUCCGAAGGCCUGGCGCCUAAUGGACGAUACUGGUUGGACUCGGGAGGGCAUGGAGACCAACCUUUCGAUGCAUUUUGUGACAUGGAAAAGGAAGGUAAUUUCCCAUUUCAGAAACUCCAGAGAGAAUGGGUACAAGCUUUGGAGGCAGUGAUUUCUGGGUUUGUUUGGGUGGAAAAACGUUGGUUAUGAUUGGUCGAUGAUUUUCAAGCUGACCCUUAACCUAUCGUAUAUGAUAGGUUAAGGGUUAGCUUGAAAACCAUUCACUGAAACAAUCCCAGAAAUCAUUGCGCCGAAGACUUGUACCCAUUCCCCUGAUAGUUCCAGGAAUAAUGAGAAUAGACACUUGCGCUGGCACUGGAACUCGCACGCAUUUUGAGACAAGUUUUAGAGGUGGUCAGUUACUAUGGUUAAGAGAUAUGACGUCGUAAGUAGCAUCUGCGGUGAAGCCAUUUUUGAGUGAAAAUGCAUGUUUUCUCAGCUUCUUUCAACAAUAAAAUUAUAGAUUGUGGCUAAAAUGAUACAAAGUGCUUAUUCAUAUGUUAUUUACAUGUCAAACAGAAAAAAUUACGAUCUCUUACUGUUUUAACCUGAUUUAUAAUUCUUGGUAAAAUCCAAGAUGGCAACUAUUGUUGGUGACGUCACGGGUCUCUAGCAGCGCCACCACCCAUAAAAUAUACCUCAUCUUGUUGAGAAGAUCCAAGGCUUUCCACUGAAGGCAAAAUCGUUUCGAAAUACUGCAACAUAUCAAAACCUCCGGGGAGGUAUUUCAUCAACUCCCCUUGUACCACGGUAGGGGUAUGAAUUUGCGUGUACCCCCGAGGGUCAUAACAUCGCGAUCAAUAAGAAAGCGACUGUCUAGAGACAAGGGAGAAGAUAGCUUAUUAUACACACACUACGAUGAGUAUAUUUCAUUAAAUUAAAAUCAUUAAAAAAGGUAUACAAAAAAAGGUGGAGAGAGAAUUUCCCAUGUUUGAAUGCCUCACUGUACUUUAUUAAUCUGUGAUUGCUACAAGGAUUAGAGAGUAAUUUCAAUAUAUUUGUACUUUCUUCAAAGUCGUUGUAGAGUGCACAGGCAACCCAUGUCAAAACGGAGGGACCUGUGACUAUCAGGGGAAGGGACAGUACACUUGCCGGUGCGUAGCAGGGUACGGUGGAAUACAUUGUGAAGGAGGUGAGUAGACAGCAUUUGAUCCUUAAUAUAAAUUGAGACCACUACAUGAAGGUAAAUCUACAAAUUUGAUCUUUAAUUGAAGAUGAUGAGUGAAUGAUCCCUCUUAUGAGGAGAAACGUCCAAUUGAUAGAAACCCUUUCUUUCAGAUACAAACAUGUGUUCCAGCAAUCCAUGUCUGAAUGGGGGAACGUGCACGAAUAUUUUGAAUGGUUACAUCUGCACAUGCUCAUCACACUUCUCAGGCCCGCGUUGCGAGGUUGCUACAGGUAAGUUUUUUUUUUACUCCACCAUGAUGACUAUCACAAAAUCAGAUUAAAAAUAGUUGCUUGUUUAAUCUGACAUUUUGAGAGAUAAUCUUCUCAGAAACAGUUCUCUGAUAUUAGAUUGAGACGAAUUGGAAGAAAAAAAACUUAAAAACCUCUUCUUAGGAAGCAAAGUGGUACCGAGAGGGGGAGGGGUUAGUUAAAAAUUUCCCCACUAUUGAGCUUUUUUGCAGUGUAAAUAAAUUCUGGAAGAUUAUGCCUUAAAAACUAGUAAUAAUUUGCGGGCGAGCCCUAUGUAAACGCUCCUGUUCCAAAGCUGUGCUUUGCGUAAGUUUCCCACGAUGGAAGGAUAAACGCGCGCGAUUAGAUUACCCUCUAAGAAUUUCAUUCAUUUUCAGUGUAAGUCCAAACGGGCAGCCUUUAUGAGUGCUGCGCAUGUGUAGUAGUGACCUGGAUAUUAGGAUUGCGGGCUCCUCUGGUCCCCGCAGUUAAUGAAAGACUGCGGUUUGUUGUACAGUUUGACUUAUUUAAGGGAUCUGGCACUGCUGGAAACUUGCGACCCACUUUAUACGUGCACUUCGCGGCUUACACACUUUGUUAGGCAGAUUUAAAGCAAAAAACAACCGCGACCUUAGUGACGAAGGCGUGCGCAAGGUUAAAAACCGGCGCAAGUUGCAGUUAGUCAUUUAUUUGGUACAAGACCACUAAGGAACACACUCCCAUCAUUUAUAUUGUAAAUUUUCUUUGUUUGUCUUGCCCCUGUUCGUGCUCUUUUCUCCAGCAUCGUUGUCUAUUUCACUAUAUCAUUCGGAUUCCUCGAUUCCUAGAUAUAAUACUGUAACAUAUGGUAAACAUUAUUUAAGGUAUCUUGGGCCUAGGUUAUGGCGAAAACUCUGAACAUCUUUAAAUGUAGAAUUCGUAAAAAUGAUAUAAGCUCAAUGAUAGAUGAUGGAUGUAAGAGCUGUUCUCUCGGCACAUUAUAACUAUUUACUUCUCUCAGUUAUUUUAGAUUAUCAUUAGGGUAUAAUAUAUUAUGCGUAGUUUAAUUAUUUUUUACUUUCAUAUUUUAUAAGUAAUUCCAAUUAAUUGUGUCCCCAAAUUAGUAUGGGUUUGUUCCCAAGCUAUACGGCUCCGACACAUUAAUAACGUUUUCUAUUCCAUUCUCUAUUCUACCACGUGAACGACUAACUGCAAAGAGCCUGUGAGCAUUCAACCGUCCGCUUUCAUUUUCUCGUUUGACGUUGCUUUGUAUUUGCUUAAUCUACCUGCUUUGUUAAUAUUCAACAUUUGUAGGUUCUGAAUGCAGCUCUUACACACUGAACAACGAAACCGACCGCAGCGUGUUAUUUGCACAAGUUGGUGCGAUAUACAAAUGCGACAAGACAUUGGUUACAGCGUGGUACCGCUUUAAUAGCACCGCAGGCACUAAAAUGCCCACCACGUGCGUGUCUAAAAACAAGUGCAACACGCAUGCGACGGGAUGGCUGAAUGGCGUACACCCCACCACCCAGGAAGGCAUUGUCAACAGACGUCUCUGUUUUCAUUGGAGCAGCAACUGCUGCAACUGGGAGAUAACAAUUAAAGUCAGGAACUGUGGACUGUUUUAUGUGUACAGACUAGUUAAACCACCACACUGUCAACUCCGUUAUUGUGUCACUAAUUGA
Molecule: messenger RNA, 5065 nt
Organism: Porites evermanni
Lineage: Eukaryota; Metazoa; Cnidaria; Anthozoa; Scleractinia; Poritidae
Source: the annotation of a GenBank genome assembly